Messenger RNA from Ilex paraguariensis (yerba mate), 614 nucleotides. Lineage: Eukaryota; Viridiplantae; Streptophyta; Magnoliopsida; Aquifoliales; Aquifoliaceae. The record is from the annotation of a GenBank genome assembly.
AUGGCGGGAAUUCGGCAAUUCGAACUAGGAGAGGGAUUGGAUGCGUCUGGUGUCACUACCGAAAUUCUUACCUGCAACUGUUCCAUGGAACUAGUUUUAGAUAACAAGUCUAAGGUCUUUGGCCUCUACAUUCACUCUCCAGUCAUGGCAAUGUCCUUUGGACAUCUCCCUUUCGCAAUUUCAACUGGUCCAGAACUAUAUGCAGGCAGUGAUACUUCAACAUCGUUCCAAUUAUCCGUGGGAACGAGGAAUAAGCCGAUGUAUGGUGCAGGGAGAAGCAUGCAGGACUUGCUCGAAUCGGGGAAGGGAUUGCCGUUGGUCAUCCAUGUGAGCCUGAGGUCGCGUUUUCGUAUGGUGUGGAAACUCAUUAAUCCAAAGUUCGAGCACCAAGCUCAGUGUUUCUUAGUCCUCAGCCAUGCAUAUGACAAGAAACACAGAACUCAAGCAUAUAAUAGCAGUUGUAUUGUAACUUCUUGAUUCUUGACAGUUCAUAUUGUGUGAAAAGAGAAGAUAUGAACUUACUAAAUGUUAGUAAUAUAUCAACAUUGUUUGGAGAUCAAGAGAGAAAUGAAGCAAAAAUCUAUAAUAAUAUCGUUUCAGAAAAUUCUAAAUAA